This is a messenger RNA of Sinocyclocheilus grahami, 1051 nucleotides long. RefSeq names its product synaptosomal-associated protein 23-like. Gene Ontology annotation, cellular component: SNARE complex; plasma membrane. The coding region runs from base 211 to 933 and encodes 240 amino acids. Gene Ontology annotation, molecular function: syntaxin binding; SNAP receptor activity. The record is from RefSeq and is a predicted model, not a curated record. The transcript has 9 exons. Lineage: Eukaryota; Metazoa; Chordata; Actinopteri; Cypriniformes; Cyprinidae. Gene Ontology annotation, biological process: synaptic vesicle priming; synaptic vesicle fusion to presynaptic active zone membrane; exocytosis.
CUGGUAUAAAGGCUUGCUUUCUUUCCGUGAAAUACAGCCAGGCCCAGAGGUGGGAUAUGGUUAAGGGGUGGGCAAGUACCUUCAACAGCUCCUUCCUGACUACGUCACUAUGAGAAGUUAUGUAAAUAUGCUGUUUCUCCUUUUGUGUACCCACAACUCUCUCUGAGGGAUUUUGUGAUGCAAAGAGGAAACGUUAACAUGUACAACUGAAUGAUCACAACACUCCGAACUCUGGAGUAUCUUGAGAAGUUUAAAAUCCCAGCAGAAUCCCAGUUCCGCAGAAUGGCAGACAUGUCAGUGGAGGAGAUGACAACUAAAGCCAACUGUGUAACAGAUCAGUCACUUGAAAGCACUAGACGAAUGGUACAAAUGACAAAUGACAGUUUGAACGUUGGGGUCAAAACAAUGACUAUGCUAGAUGAGCAGGGAGAAACACUAAAGAAUGUGGAACGGGAAAUGGACCAGAUCAAGCAGGACAUGAAACAAGCUCGAAAAAACCUGAAUGAACUGUCCAAAUGCUGCGGCUUGUGUUUGUGCCCAUGUAACAGACUGAAGUCCACCGAGAGUGAUUGGAGAAAAAAGCAGGUCAGGGAACCAAAGGAAAGCAAGCAGAAGGUGGUAUCCAGCCAACCGACUGCCGUUCGCAAUGGGCAGGCUGUUUCUGCUGGGUCAACGGCCCCCACUGGCCCCUACAUCAAGAGAAUAACAAAUGAUGAUCGAGAAGAUGAGAUGGAAGAGAAUCUAAGUCAGGUGGUCAACCACAUUGAAAUUUUAAAGAACAUGGCACUAGACUUGAGCAACAAGAUUGAAGAUCAAAUCCAAAUAAUUGAUCAUGCCAAUAAUGAGAUUACAACAAUUACAAGUGAGGUUGCCGCUGCGGAAAAACAAGCCAGGAAACACAAGAGAAAUACAGAAAGGACCACCAAAAGCUAAAUCAUGAAAUUAAAACUUACACUAUGUAUUUUUUAUAGACGUUAGUGUGAACAAUUCAUUUGUGAAUGCAGACCCCCAUCCGUAGUUCCCAUCCUACAUUUGAUUUUUUUUUUUUUUU